Messenger RNA from Dromiciops gliroides (monito del monte), 4452 nucleotides. RefSeq names its product ADP ribosylation factor like GTPase 6 interacting protein 6 (gene ARL6IP6). The transcript is spliced from 4 exons. Lineage: Eukaryota; Metazoa; Chordata; Mammalia; Microbiotheria; Microbiotheriidae. Bases 1 to 633 code for a protein of 210 amino acids. The record is from RefSeq and is a predicted model, not a curated record.
AUGUCGUUCUUGGCUAGCGGGAGCCGCUCGAUUCGCCACCGCCGAGUCGGGCCCCCGGCCACCCUGGUCCUCCCUACCUACGCCUCCCCUUCCCAGGGUGGGGGCAGUUGGGGGGAAGGAGAGGAUGACUAUGAGGAGGAUGGGGUAAAUGAAGUGGUCCGGGACCUGCGAGCCGAGCUCUUGGUUGACACGCCACCACCUCAGCCACACAAACACAAUGGGGUCACCCCGAGGGUGCCUGAGGCCGCCCGGGCCCGGCGGUGGCCGGUGCAAAUCCUCUCGGUGGUCUGUUCUCUUCUCUUCGCUGCCCUCCUUGCUUUCCUCCUAGCUAUCAUCUACAUGAUUGUGAAAGAAUUGCAUGCUGAGAAUUUGAAGACUGAAGAUGGUGUAGAGACUGGUUUAUUAGGAUUCUGGACUUUGUUUGUUAUAUCCUUAACAGCAGGAUUCUCGUGUUGCAGUUUUUCUUGGACAGUGACUUAUUUUGAUUCUUUUGAACCUGGAAUGUUCCCUCCUACUCCUCUUUCACCAGCAAAGUUCAAGAGAUUGACAGGUCAUUCCUUCCACAUGGGCUACAGCAUGGCAAUUUUGAAUGGCAUUGUGGCUGCUCUCACUGUAGCAUGGUGCCUCAUGUGAAUCCACAUUAGUUCCCUGGCAAAGUCAUUUUCUACAGAAUGCAGAACAUCUGAUUCAUGUUUUUUUAAUGACACAGAAGAACAUAAUUUCCUAUUUCAAAAGACAAUGGAUUAUCUGCUAUUUAUUGAUUAUUUUAAAUUCAUCAUCAACAUGAAUAACAACAAAUCACUGCUCUUUGAGUGCUGGUGUUGUGUGUAGGUCACUGUCCUAGACAAGGAGAAUUUCCAUCUUUUAAUGUUUGAGGUGCUUUCAUAUGGAAUUUGAGAGUUUACCUCAUUUUUUUUAAACAUUUGUAUGUUUGUUUUUUUUAAGAAAGUAAUCCUAAAACUUGAAUGCAGGUUAUAAAUUUGACAGUAUGCUUCUAUAUAAAAGUAUACUGCCCUUCCAUUAAGAAACAUCAGAAUUAUUGAAAUAGUAGAAUUUUGGAUCUCAUUUUUAUAUUAUAUUAAAUUAGUAUUAGAUUAGUAAAGGAAGCACAUGCUUCCUACUUUUAUAUUUCAUGCUUUAAAAAUCAUUGGUGACCUGUACAAUCAGAAUUUGUAGACUUUGAAUUAUUCAUUCACAAAGAGUUAUAUUUAUAGAUAUUUUUCUAUUUUAGUAUGCAUUUUUAUAAUGAUUUUUGUAUUCUUUUUACAUUUUAUUUUGAAUUAGUUCUUUUAAUAUGAGUGCCAAUUUAAGACAUUUUCAAACUUAAGUAAUUUUAGAAUGUCAUUAAUUGGUUCAUAUCUAGUGUUCCCUACUCUCAUUGUACAGUUUUGUUUUGUUUUUUUUCUUAGAAAAAAAAAAACACACUACAAACGUAGAUUUUUAAAGACAUUUAAAAAAAUAACCUGUUCUAUUUAUAAGAAUUGAUUUUAAAAGUAAACAUUGAAGUUAGAAAAUCACCUCAAUUCUAGAAUAUGGAAUUUUAAAUAAGCUUUUUAAAAAAAAUUUUUUGGUGAGGCAGUUGGGGUUAAGUGACUUGCCCAGGGUCACACAGCUAGUAAGUAUCAAGUGUCUGAGGCCAAAUUUGAACUCAGGUCCUCCUGAAUCCAGGGCCAGUGCUCUAUUCACUGUGUCACCUAGCUGCCCCAAAUAAACUAUUUUUUCUAACACCAAAAUUAUAUUAGGAAAGCUUGUGUUGUCAAUCUACUUGCAUAAGAUAAACAAGAAUAGAGAAUUUUCAUUACAUUUCCCCGAUUUUGGUUAAGUAUUUUGCUAUGUGAAUUAAUGAACAAGUUUUCCAAUAGCAUGGAAUUUGUGUAUUUUUUCCAUUAGUCUUUAAAAAGAAAAGAUUAUAAUGGCUGCCCUAAAAGUAGACAAUUAUGUGGAGUAUGUUCAUAGAUUAAUGGGGUCUGGAAUGCAUAUUUAAAUCAAUCAGGAUUGAGUAUUCAUCAGUUAUUUUAGGGAUUAACUGCUCAAGCCCUUAAGGGUAUUUUUAUCUUCUUCUAAAUUAAGAAUAAAUGCAUAGAUCCUCAAAUCAACUCUUUGCAAACAUGAAAAUUGCUAAAAGUCUUUGGUGCUCAAGUGGUAUUUCCUUUCAUUAGAGUACCACAACAUGUCAAGAAAUUCCGAUGGUCAUUACUCCUUGUGACAAAGAAUAAUGUAUCUAGGAAAUUUUGCUUACUGAUAUGGCAGGUCCAUGAUCUUUCUCCCCUUUUUUUCUGGUUCUACAUAGCCUGAUGUGAAAAUCAUCAGUAUUGUCUCAUUAUACUUUAUCUCUUUGGAAGAUGAUCCUCUUUGUGGCCAUAACCAAGAAAUGGACUCACUGAUCUCAAAGUGCUUUGAAGCCCACUAAAAAUGAAUUCUAUUUUUAAUCUAUAUGCUACUUCAUCAGGAAUUGGUUUUUGAAUCAGAAAAAAAUGUUUUAAUUGUCUUAUUGAUCUCUUAUUCUUUGAAAAUAUUAUUUUUGUUAGACAAAUUAUGUAGCAAGACAUGUAGUACUGCCAUUAUGUAUCAGGAAUAUAAAUCCAUUUCUGCAGAUUUUUGUGGCAUUAAAUAAGGUGAAGGCAUAUUUGUUAGACUUCUGAUUGAAGUGAUCACUUCCAAAGAAACUCUUCUUAAAAAGGUAUGAAUAUUUCAACAGUAAGUACAUAAAAAGAAUGAUAAUAAUAACAACAAUAACACAAAUAACACAUAUAGUGUUUUAAGGUUUGAAAAAUGCUUUACAAAUAUCUCAUUUCUCCCCAUGACAACCUUGGGAGGUAGAUGCUAUUAUCAUCUCCAUUUGACAGAUGAGAAACCUGAGACUAAGGGAAGUUAAGAAUUUUGAACAGGAUCACAUGACUAGUCAAUAUAUGAAACAGGAUUCAAACUCUGGUCUUCUUUGACUUCAUGUCGUGCUCUAUUCACUGUAUAACCUUGAUUUCGGGUUUAAGGAAAUAGAAUAUUUCUACUAGUUGGGGCAGUGUAUGCUCUUUGUCAUGUGACCAAUUUGGAUUUGCUUUUAAUUUUUUUUUUUUUUCUUCAGGGGAUGAUCCACUGUUACUGAUAAAAAGUAGUUCCUUUUUAGGAUUUUGACUAAUCAACUGAUGUUUCUUGAAGUAUGUAAUGUAUCGAUGAGGCAAAUCAUUAAUAAUAAGACAAAUAUAAAUCAAAACUCAUUAUUUCACUUGACACCCAAUCAGUUGGUAAUGAAACAGUACUGGAGGGGCUGUAGGAAGACAUACACAUCAAAGUGGUCUAACUCUCUUACAAAAGAUUUUGGAAUUAUGCAAGGAAACUAACUUUUCAUGUCCUUUAUGACAGUAACUGCAUAGAUAUUGGUUUACACUGUGAUUAUAUAAGUGUACCUAAUGAAUGGUCAAGAAAUAAUAUUUGCCUCUCCUCACCAGGAUGUUAUGAAGACUAAUGCCUAUGAACUGCGUUAUCUCAAAACUUUGCUUAAAGAAUCGAUACCAAGUAUUUCAUAAGUAUUUUAAGGUGAUUUUCAUCCAUUUGUCUCUAUUCAAAUUUGGAUUCAUCCGAGGUCAAAAAUCCCUUUCCUCCCUUCCCCCCAACACACACACACACACACACACACACUCUCUCUAUAUCUGGAAGAACUAUAGAUAUAGAACUGGAAGGGACCUUAGAGAUAAUCCUAGUCAAAUCUUUUAAUUUUACAAAUGAGGAAAUUGAGACAGAAGGAGGUUAAAUCAUUGCAAUUGUUUCAUGUAAUUAAUGAGAGAAACGGGACUAGAAUCCACAUUUUAUACUUCCUAGUCCUUACCAAGUUUCCUCUUAUCCUGUAUUUACUUUUCACUUUCAAUUUUGGGAAGCAAAUUGUGAUUUUUUUUCCCUCUCCAUAAUUUUUUCCUUUUGACAAUUAACUGCCAUGGCUGGAAUCAGGAGCCAUUCAGAAGGCUUGGUCAGAGCAAAGCCAUAUAAGCAGAUAUGAACAACUAUCAAAAAAGGGAGUUUGCUUAAGUACUAAUUUUGCUUAUUCUUAAAUUAUCAUAGGUUCAACUUGGGAAAGUUUGUUAUAAACUGUAACUUUUAUGCUUUAUCCUAUCAGUAGUAGCAAUUCAUGUACACAAGCAUAAUUCCUUCUCCCUUAGUUAUCAGCAAAAUUGCCCAAAUAUAGGUGUGGUAUAUUGGUUAUAGCCUUAUCAUGGUCUUAACUGAAAGAUUAUAUUCAACCUCUCUAUUUUUGUUGCAUUUGUGAAAUACUUUGUUUUGCAUAGUCCUUAAGAUCCUGUUUUAUAUAAUUAGUAAUUUUUUUGCUCUAAGAGAUGGGCUUUAUAAUUUCUUAAUGUCUAUCUACUCUUUAAUCAUGCUGAACUAAAACUAUUUACAUUCAUCAUAUAAAAUUUUAACAUGUUUCUUUUAGUGUAUGUGUUUACAAUAAUAAACCUUUUU